AAUUUCUGUGGUACUCGUCCUUCGGAGUAUUCUUUGGUAGCUGCGUAGCUCCUCACGACGCCCACUAUUCUUUUCACAAGGUUAGCAACAUGGCGGCAUUAUGCAAGCAUUUUACGUAUGAGUUUAAUGUGAUUUCUCGUAAUAUAUUUGGAGCAGUAUGUGCAACAUCGCUUCAGCGUCAAGGUGUACGCUGUCUGUAUGCGGCCUCUGCAUUAGGUGUAGAUAAUUAUGUUAGAACUCGUGAGCGUGUGAAUUUGCAAUUUCAAAACAUUUCUGAAAAGUUCAGAGUUAAAAUGAAGGAGUUCACGGAAAAUCAAUCAUCAUCAGCCAUGAUUUUUACAGAAGAUCUUAAGAAUAUGUUACAUUUGGUAGACUCGAAGCCAGAAGAUUUGGAUUUAAUUUUGAAAAUGAUGCAGAAGUUUAAUCAACAGAACAAGAAUUUAAGAUUUGGAAAUUUUGUCUUUGGACCUGUUGUUAUGAGAAUGUAUCAUCACUUAAAUCAGCCUGAGGCAGCUUUCAAUGCUUUUAUGGAUCCUCAAUUAGAAGGUUUUUUUGACCAGUUGAUGAGUUACCAGAUUCUUUUAGAUCUUCUUUUACGAAGUAAUUUAUAUGACAAGGUUCUUGAAGUAUUUGAUGUAAUUAAGAAUAAGCAAAUUGAAGGUGCUAAGUACCCGAAAAAUGUAGUUGUAUUAGUGUUUGCAACGUUAUAUAAGAUGAAUUCAUCAGAAAGUUUGCAGAGGGCCACGCAACUGUGGUCAGACUUGCAGAAUGUUGGUCAUGUACCCAUGCGCAGAGCAGUGGCUUUUUCUGCAGCUUUGGCAAUUAACCAGAAUGCGCCGCACAUUGCACUCGAAAUGCUAUCUUCUGUUUCUCGUCCGAACUAUGUAACAAUACGCAAUUUGAAGAUUUCAGCUCUUGCUGACUUGGGGCGGCCUGAGGAUACAUUCCCAUUGCUUCGUUCUAUUCUCGAAGCUGAUAAUCCUCAAGUGAAAUUAACUGUUGCUAAAGAAUCUAUUGAUAAAGUGAAGAAUGCGCUUAAAAAAUCAGAAAAACAAGAUCUGCAAUUGGAGUUUGAUCAACUUGAGAAACGGCUUAAUGCUGGUGAACAUAUAAUCGAUCAGAGUCAAGAUGAAUGGUUAUACGUAGAAAUUUUACCCGAGUCCUCAAACUUCAAUAGAGAUCAAAGGUUUCUUGCUGCAAGCUUCAACAGACAAAGACCUGGAGGAAGGGAUCUAGGAUUUGGAGGAGGAAGAGAUGGUGAAACAAAACGCAGGCCACGCCCGGGUCUAGCCCAAAUGUAUUGAGACACUCUUUUAAUUUGUUAGUUCAGCAUUGUAGAUGACAGACUGAUGAGUAAUUUGAAGAGGAAUGCUCUUGUGUUGUCGUUCGUUGUGUGGUAGUGCUCAUGAUGGUGAGCUGAAGUUAUGAAUGAUUGUACAGUAAUUUGUCAGUCGUUAAAAUUUAAAAUAAAUUUUUUUUGUUAAAAAAAUUUGU
Molecule: messenger RNA, 1494 nt
Organism: Gryllus bimaculatus (two-spotted cricket)
Lineage: Eukaryota; Metazoa; Arthropoda; Insecta; Orthoptera; Gryllidae
Source: the annotation of a GenBank genome assembly